This is a messenger RNA of Serpula lacrymans var. lacrymans S7.9, 2384 nucleotides long. RefSeq lists its product as uncharacterized. NCBI's taxonomy places the organism in Eukaryota, Fungi, Basidiomycota, Agaricomycetes, Boletales, Serpulaceae. The coding region runs from base 14 to 1936 and encodes 640 amino acids. The record is from RefSeq and is a predicted model, not a curated record. The transcript has 5 exons.
GCCUCGGUGCAGAAUGGCCUCAAAUCCAAGUGCAAAAUUUAUGUGUCUCUAUGCAUCGCUUCCACCCGAUGUACAAUCUUCAUUGGUAGAAAGACAGCUCGUGCCUCUCCUUGACCUUGUUUCCAAAGACAAGUCCAAAAAAAUUGUCGCCUCUGCUAGUCGUCACCACAAAAAGUUCUCUCAGCUGCCUUCUCUCGACUUGAAAGCCAAGAGGGCAGAAAUCAAUGGUCUGUUGGACGAACUCAACCGCGACUCGAAGCGGUCUUUUGUCAAGGAGCGUUCUAAUGUAGAAGAACUCCUCAUGGAGACAAUCGAUAGCCUUCUAGACUGGCUGAAUAAUAUAUGGCAAGUCGUGUACGAGUUUCGCACUAACUAUUCGUUGGCACAUACUUGCCUUUUGUUCGCGUCUGACGUCUUGGAAAAUAUUGCCAACGCUCGUACAGGGUGCAAGUGUUCUUUCAUGCAUUUGUUUGUGCCGGUGGUCCUCAAGAAGAUGUCCGGCAAAAAUGUAAAGUCUUGGGCCUUCACAGGCGCGCAUCAUAUCGAUGAAGUGCUUCUUUGGAUCUGGCGCGAUUUGUUUGUCACACUCCUUGCGUACGGUUCGAAACAGCAGAAGAAGGCUAUCCCCGGAAUGCUGAAUGAUAUUCAAAACAUAAUGGGAUGGAAGUCGCUGGAAAGAAUAUUAUACGGUGGGAAAAAACGUGGGCGUGUUUUCUUACCGCCCGAUAGCGAUGGAUACUGCGAAGAAAUGGAUGAUGUCUACAGUGAGGAUAUGAUCGACGGUGAUGGUGACGACGACGACUGGGACGUCGAUACUGAUGAUGAUGACUCAAGUGACUGCAGCGAUGAUCAUUGCCUCUGUGGUUUUCAUAGUAUCCAUUGGUCAAAGUAUAUCAAAGACCAGAGGAUACGAUUACGAGAUCUUGUUCACGACGCAUUGGUGGCCGUGUUCAAGGUUACUCCCUCCGCAGCUCUCUACAGCAGUCUCGGUACUAUUUGCGCGGAUGAAGACGCGAUGGAAGAAUUGACCUCACAGAUAUUAGUUGGAAUUGCAACUCAUAGCUCGGAAAACUUUGCAGCCGCGUUAAAUAUAUUCUCUAUUCAAGAAGACUCUGAGAAAAUCGUUUCCCUUCUUAAUUCUCAUUCCCAACUACUCCGCCCACGUGAUGCCCCAUCACUCCAGCUAGCGACCCUCUCAAUCGCCAACGACCCUUCUUUCCAACUUUACGCUCUUCAGGUUCUUGAAAAGGAGUUGUUGGACUCAUGCCGUACAAUACGGGCCGCUCUCAUAUCUGGUUUCUGCCGCAUGGAAAGUGAAAAAAACAAGUCAGAGCUAAUGGACAUCUUGGCGCUGCAAUACAACUCUCUUCCACGCAAGAGUCGUGUCGAACACUGGGUAGAAGCUGUCAUCACACCACCAUCAAGUACACCGCAUCCCAUGGCACUCGCAGCUAUGAUGAUGGGUCUUCCUUUGCCAGCUGCGUUGGAUGACGAAGACGGCGACACGUUCAGCUAUCUAGACAUCGAUCGAGAGGAUCCUGAUCUUGACGACCUGCGAGAUGAGUUCCGGCCUAAGAUGAAAGAGAGGCUCGAAGGGUGGAUAGAGACGGGACGAUCAAUCAAAGGAGGGCCUGCGGUACUUCUCACAGCUUACAAAAAUAUCGUGGAAUUGAUACCUUGCAUCCAAGCAAGCGACAUUGUGGAUGAAAUGUUGGGCCGCCUGUCGGAUAAACCCAGUAAGCUAUACGUCUGCGAUGCACUAGAAUCCCUCAACAAGUUCUGCAAACAACAGAAGAAGAGGAUGGUUGUCAACGUGAAAGGCAAACGGUCUAAUAAAAGCACCGCCAGUGCGUCAGCGUCGCGUGGUAACACACUGGACGAAUCUUCAUCGAGUCCGCCUCCAUUGCGACUGGGUGGGAUGGAUGAUGUUGAUUAGCAUAGGAAUUCACAAUCAUUCCCGUAAAGGCCGUUUGGGCAAGCUGCUUGUAACUUAUCUUCCGCAUCCGGGCCCACGCUUGUUCAUUCCAUGUUUCCGCAGCUGUGAUACUUACCUGAUUAUAUUAGCGACUUCCUUCUACCAGACUAGAACUGCACCACCGACCGCUUCCACGGUAUGGUGCCAUCGUCUGAACCUCCGUUACCUAUGGGAAACUAGUGAUGUCUACUGCAUUCUAGAGUUGAAAUCAAGAAUAGGCCGCUGCGAUUGCAGGCACAGGUUGUUAUUGAUAUUGUAUGCUUGUAUUAUCAAGGAACAUUUUGUCGUCGUCGAGACAUUCGUGGUAGCAGGGGCAAUGGGUGUAUUUUAAGAUAUUUCCUACGUGGUGGCGAACAGAAACAGCAUCUGGCGACUAAUUACAGAAGAUAUCAUGAUCUUGAUUUAGGUG